Schistocerca serialis cubense is the source of this 939-nucleotide messenger RNA. RefSeq lists its product as uncharacterized. Gene Ontology annotation, biological process: detection of chemical stimulus involved in sensory perception of smell; sensory perception of smell. The coding region runs from base 1 to 939 and encodes 312 amino acids. The transcript is spliced from 3 exons. Gene Ontology annotation, molecular function: odorant binding; olfactory receptor activity. Lineage: Eukaryota; Metazoa; Arthropoda; Insecta; Orthoptera; Acrididae. The record is from RefSeq and is a predicted model, not a curated record. Gene Ontology annotation, cellular component: plasma membrane.
AUGCUGCCAUCAGCAGACGACGAGAAGCGGCUACUGGGCUCGGUGAGUGUUCUUCUCGGGAGGUCAAUGGCCUGGCGCGACGGCUCCUUGAGAACGCAGAUGACCGACUGUGCCACAACUGCCGUCUUGCUUUCAACAGCGGCAGCCAACUUUUUGAUCACUGUCUGCUCUGCUUUGAAAUUCUACUUGGACCCUCCGGAAGAAACUGAGAAGGCAUCUCAAGUCGCUUUCCUGCUGACAGUCUCUAUACCCAACGCAGUGAAGGGGAUCUCGUUGACCCGACAGCGGACUCGGCUGCAGCAGGUCGUGGCCUGGCUACUGGUCAUGAGGAGAGCCGUCCAGGAUGGUGCUGGAAGACGCCGCCUCUACGCUCGCAGCGCCAACCUCGUCGGCAACAUGUGGAUGGUUAUGGCUGUCAUGGGGGGAUUGAUAUGGGCUGUGGACCCCCUGCUCAGUGAGCCGCCUCCGCUAAACGGGACGUCUCCGGAUCCUGCACUGCCGCUACCAGUUUGGCUGCCUUUCGACGGGAACGCACCAGACACCUACAGCCUAACGUUCGCGCUGGAGGCCAUCGUCUUCGCCUGGGUCGUGUUCUCUGCGAUUUGCGUCGACGUGCUCUACAUCACGCUCAUUGUCAACUUCGCUGCGGAGCUUCACGUCCUCAAUGACAACGUUGAAAUAACGGGGAACGGAGCUGAUGUGGCCGGACAUUCUAACAGAAAGAUUGGUGAGGUUCACCACGUUGGCGCGUCUCGUGCCGGAGCGACACACGAUGGUUCGGCGGUCACCCCAAAUUUCCCUUCAGCACAAUUCGCUGCAGUGAAACUUUUGACACCUGCUUACACUCCAGGGUACUUCGAAGUGUACAGAAGUGAAGGCAACGAUACGUAUCGACUGCUUGUCAAGAACAUUCAGCACCACCAACUCAUCAUCAAGUAA